Thlaspi arvense is the source of this 2067-nucleotide messenger RNA. Lineage: Eukaryota; Viridiplantae; Streptophyta; Magnoliopsida; Brassicales; Brassicaceae. The record is from the annotation of a GenBank genome assembly.
AUGGAUGUGCCUGGAUGGGACGCUCCCUGGUUAUCAUCUAGAUCGUGGGGUGGAGGAUGGUGUAACAACCACAGGAGCUGUGUGUACCGCAAAACAAGUCGCCGUGGUUCUUCAAACUUCAUGGAAAAAGCUUUGGCCUUCACUGGAAUAUUGAGCAAUAAAUCUGAAGAGAAUCCUGACUUCUUUAACUGGAACAGGAUCAAGCUGCGGUACUGUGAUGGUGCGUCUUUCGCUGGGGAUAGUCAGGACGAGAGUUCACAAAUUUUCUAUAGAGGACAACGAAUCUGGCAAGUGGCUAUGGAAGAAUUCAUGUCUUUAGGCAUGCAGAAAGCAGACCAGAACCUCCAAAAUAAUCUGUCGAGUACUUGUACAAACCAUAUGGAUCCUACUUCGAUCCAAGAGAGCUUAGCUCCUCCAAGUGCUGACCCAGGCGGCACCUGGAAGGCAUGCAAAUUCGAUCACUCGCAGUGUAAUUCAUCACAGAUCCAAUUCUUCCAAGAAUUCAGGAAUCAAAUGGUGCUUGCUGUAAAAUCAUUCUCGGAAUCUGAGCAGAACGGUGUUUUUAUAAACUCUUGCUUUGCGCAUUGUCAGUCUGAAAGACAGGACACUUGGUUUGCCCAAGAUUCUCCCCAGCUAAACGGGAAGCGAGUGGCAGAGUAUGUUGGUGACUGGUACUUUGACCGAUCCAAACAUUGUGAAUCAAACAGCUAUAGCUCUAGAGAUCUCAGCUUCUUCAAGAGCCUCUCUGGUCUCUCUAGUGUUGACAGAGCUCAUCCUCAGAUUCUUAGUUUGGUAGAGGACACAGUGUCCAUUUCGUUCAAAUUUGAUCGGAAUUUAGUCGUCUUUGCUGCAUUUCCCGGAGCGCCAGGAAUUGGCUUUGUUGCGCCGGCGGAGAAGAUGAGGAGCAUAUUGUUGUGGAUCGCGGUGGCUGUAUGCUCGCUAGGCUCUGUCGCGGCGGUGAUUCAGAGCGGAUCUAGCGAUGGAUUUAGGGAACCAAGAGAUACCGAGACGGCGAUAUCGUUUCUGGAAAACGAAUCGAUAGCAUCAAAGGCUUCCAUGGUGCCUCUCACCUUGAUUCAAGGAGCUGACUCCAAAGGAGCUGUGUGCCUGGAUGGGACGCUGCCUGGUUAUCAUCUAGAUCGUGGGUUUGGUUCAGGUGCCAACAGUUGGCUUAUCCAUCUUGAGGGAGGAGGAUGGUGUAACAACCAUAGUAGCUGUGUGUAUCGGAAAACAACUCGCCGUGGUUCCUCUAGAUUUAUGGAAAAAGCUUUGAACUUCACUGGAAUAUUGAGCAAUAAACCUCAAGAGAAUCCUGGCUUCUUUAACUGGAACAGGAUCAAGCUGCGCUACUGUGAUGGUGCGUCUUUCGUUGGGGAUAGUCAGGACGAGGGUUCACAACUCUUCUAUAGAGGACAGCGAAUUUGGCAAGUGGCUAUGGAAGAAUUCAUGUCUUUAGGCAUGCAGAAAGCGGACCAGGCUCUGCUUUCUGGAUGUUCAGCGGGAGGAUUAGCUUCCAUCCUGCACUGUGAUGAGUUCAGGGAACUGUUACCUAACUCUACCAAAGUAAAGUGCUUAAGUGAUGCGGGAAUGUUUCUGGACGCAGUGGAUGUCUCUGGGGGCCAUUCGCUUAGGAAUAUGUUCCAAGGUGUUGUUGCAGUGCAGAAACUUGGAAAGGACUUGUCCAGUACGUGUACAAAUCAUUUGGAUCCUACUUCGUGCUUCUUUCCCCAGAACUUGGUUUCAGACAUCAAAACCCCAACGUUUCUUCUCAACACAGCAUAUGACUCGUGGCAGAUCCGGCAGAGCUUAGCUCCUUCAUCUGCUGAUCCAGGCCGCAUCUGGAAGGCAUGCACAUCCGAUAUCUCCCAUUGUAAUUCAUCGCAGAUCCAAUUCUUCCAAGAAUUCAGGAAUCAGAUGGUGCUUGUCAUAAACUCAUUCUCAGAAUCUGACCAGAACGGUGUUUUCAUAAACUCUUGCUUCGCGCACUGUCAGUCUGAAAGACAGGACACUUGGUUUGCUCAAGAUUCUCCCCAGCUAAACGGAAAGUGGUUCUCGAACAGCUCCUGA